Vicia villosa (hairy vetch) is the source of this 900-nucleotide messenger RNA. RefSeq lists its product as uncharacterized. Lineage: Eukaryota; Viridiplantae; Streptophyta; Magnoliopsida; Fabales; Fabaceae. The record is from RefSeq and is a predicted model, not a curated record. The transcript has 2 exons. The coding region runs from base 1 to 900 and encodes 299 amino acids.
AUGGAUUUGCAGAAAGCAUACAAUACUGUUGAGUGGAGUGCCCUUGAGAACAUUAUGAAGGAACAUAACUUCCCUCAGAAAUUCAUUGACUGGACAAUGAUCUGCAUUGAAACUGUGUCCUAUAGAUACACUAUCAAUGGUCAAGCUAGCAAGAUCCUCAAGGCAAAGAGAGGGCUGAGACAGGGAGAUCCCAUCUCACCUCUUCUCUUUGUUUUGAUAAUGGAAUAUCUCCAUAGAUGUAUGGUAAAGCUGAAGGAUAACUCUCACUACAAAUUCCACCCUAAAUGUGCAAGAAUGAGAAUAUCAAACAUCUGUUUUGCUGAUGACCUACUGCUUUUUGCUAGGGGUGAUGAAUCUUCAGUUAUCCAAAUGAUGACAAUGUUCCAGCAUUUCUCUGCAACCACUGGAUUGAAGGCUAAUCCUAAGAAAUGUAAAGUGUAUUUUGGAGUGGCAGCCUACUGGAUGCAAGUGUUUCCCCUGCCUAAGAAGAUUAUCCACCAAGUGGAGGCAGUGUGCAGAGACUUCCUGUGGAGUGGCAAGGAGAAUAGUAAGAAAGCCCCUAUAGCCUGGGACAAAGUGUGUGAUCCUAAGAGUGCUGGAGGGUUGAAUAUCACAGCUCUUGAAGAUUGGAACAAAGCAACAAUGCUUAAGCUCCUAUGGAACAUCCAUGGGAAGAAAGACAAGUUGUGGGUCAAAUGGCUCGAUGCGUACUAUAUGAAAGGCAGAGACCUCUUUCAGAUUCAGAACCAGGCUAAUUGGUCUUGGAUGCUUAAACAGAUUCUAAAGGAAAGAGAUGAUAUUGAAGAUAGGCAGACAUGGAGCAACAUCCUUCACCAAGACAGGUUUCACACCAAGCAGUGGUAUCAAGCAAUAAGGGGAGAGAAAGAACAGUUGCCAUGA